AUGCCGUUCUUCAAAGAAGCUCCUCCAAAGGUCCUCGUGCCUGAGAAGCUGUCAGCCGACGGCCUAGCCCUUCUACGGGGUUCACUCGAUGUGGAUGAGCGCAAGGGCUUGACUCCAGAAGAGCUGCUGGACAUUAUUCCAAAUUACGAUGCCCUGGUGAUUCGUUCGGAGACCAAAGUCACUGCGACUGUUCUGCAGGCGGCUCGGCGGCUGAAGGUGGUUGCUCGUGCUGGUGUUGGGGUUGACAAUGUCGAUGUCGAACAGGCCACCAAGCUGGGUAUCGUAGUGGUCAACUCACCUUCUGGUAAUAUUGGAGCCGCCGCCGAACAUACCAUUGCCUUGAUGAUGUCCAUGGCACGAAAGAUUCCCGAGGGUUGCGCCAGUCUCAAACAAGGGAAAUGGGAGCGCAGCAAGUUCGUCGGAGUCGAGGUCAAGGGAAAGGUUCUGGGAAUCAUUGGACUUGGAAAGGUGGGCUUGACGGUAGCUCGCCUGGCCAAGGGCCUCGGUAUGACAGUCAACGCGUUGGAUCCUUAUGCAUCUCCAGCUGUGGCAUCUGCAGCCUCAGUAACCUUGGUCACCUCUUUGCCAGAGCUUCUGAAAUCGGCCGAUUUCCUCACAAUCCAUACCCCGCUAAUUGCAUCGACUCGUGGUAUGAUCGGUGAAGCUGAACUGGCCCAGAUGAAGGCAGGUUCCCGAAUUCUGAAUGUGGCUCGUGGCGGCACCAUUGAUGAAGCCGCUCUACUUGCUUCCCUGGAGUCUGGACAUCUGGCAGGCGCAGCUGUGGAUGUCUUUACUUCGGAACCACCAGUUGCUGAUUCCACGGCGGCGAAGCUGAUUGCUCAUCCCAGAGCGGUGGUUACACCACAUCUCGGUGCAUCCACCGUGGAAGCCCAAGAGAAUGUCUCCGUCGAUGUAUGCGAGCAGGUCCUUGAUAUUCUAAAGGGAUCACUACCCCGAAGUGCUGUCAAUGCACCUCUCAUUCUCCCAGAAGAGUACCAAAAGCUGCAGCCAUUUGUGCGCCUUGUCGAGAAAAUCGGCAGUCUAUAUACCCAACAUUAUGCCGCUCUUCCUGGUGGGUCUAUGACUCGAAACACAUUCGACCUCAUCUACCAGGGCGAAGUAGCCAGCAUCAACAACACAAAGCCCCUCUUUGCUGCCCUCAUCAAGGGUCUACUGGCACCCAUCAGUGGCUCCGAGGGGAUUAAUAUUAACAUCGUGAAUGCCGAACUCGUUGCUCGCGAGCGCGGCAUUUUUGUGAACGAGCAUCAUUCCCGUGAUCCUGCUGAUACUUCGUCAUACUCAUCGCUGGUCACACUUGUUGCCCGUCCACCAUCUCGUGCUCCAUCCCGCGCCCCUGGCCCUAUCGAUGUAUCAGGUACUGGCCCUCAAGUACCAGCCCAGCGCAUUAUUUCGGGCACUUGCUCCGGCGACCAGCCACUCAUUACCCGUCUGGGCCGAUUCGAGGCAUCAUUCGAGCCCGAAGGCACUCUUCUCAUCUGCGAGAACUAUGACUCGCCGGGUAAGAUUGGUGUUGUGGGUAGUCUUCUCGGCCAGGAGGGCGUCAACAUCAACUUCAUGACUGUUUCUCCUGUUUCACCGAAAUUGACGACUGGCAAUGACCAGGCGGAGAGUAUCCCUAGCAAAGAUGGUAGCGCGGACCUCGGGCCUAAGGAAGAUGCGCCUGGCUCUAAGGAGGCACUCAUGAUUUUGGGCAUUGAUCGCGGGGUGUCGGCGCAAGUUACAGAGGGCUUGGUUAGAGAGGGCGGUGUUUUGAGUGCCUGUGCUGUUACACUUUGA
Penicillium daleae is the source of this 1797-nucleotide messenger RNA. RefSeq lists its product as uncharacterized. Gene Ontology annotation, molecular function: phosphoglycerate dehydrogenase activity; NAD binding. Gene Ontology annotation, biological process: L-serine biosynthetic process. Lineage: Eukaryota; Fungi; Ascomycota; Eurotiomycetes; Eurotiales; Aspergillaceae. The record is from RefSeq and is a predicted model, not a curated record. The transcript has 3 exons. Bases 1 to 1797 code for a protein of 598 amino acids.